Messenger RNA from Eremomyces bilateralis CBS 781.70, 1245 nucleotides. RefSeq lists its product as uncharacterized. The record is from RefSeq and is a predicted model, not a curated record. The transcript has a single exon. The annotation marks the transcript as partial. Lineage: Eukaryota; Fungi; Ascomycota; Dothideomycetes; Eremomycetales; Eremomycetaceae. Gene Ontology annotation, biological process: regulation of DNA-templated transcription. Gene Ontology annotation, cellular component: Rpd3L-Expanded complex; Rpd3L complex; nucleus.
AUGGCUGUGGACGCCCAUCCCGAUGCGCAGGCCACGGUGACAGACUUCCUGGACUACACGGAAUUCUUCCCGUCAGAUCUGAUCCGGUCUCUCUCCCUCGUCAGCAAGCUGGAUGAAGCCUACAAGGCCAGCGCUGCACGAGCGCAUGAUUUGUCCGCCCUCUAUGGCUCGAUCCCCGACCUUCCUGAAUCUGAACGCCCCGACCCACAUGAUCUGAGAACACAGGUUGCGCACGCCGUUGACUAUGCGCUUCACUGUCGCGAGUGCGCUCACGCAGAGGCCGCAAGGCUCUAUGAUAUUGCGGAGCGGCACGGUGCGCGACUGACGGUCAUCAAGAAGAAGCUCCAAGCCCUACCGCAACCACCCUCCCGAGACCCAACCCCCCCACUACACGCGUCACCUCAGCUCUCACGGAUCCGCAAGGCAGAGGCAGAGAAGACAACGCGCCUGAAAUUGACGCUCGAUGGAAGACGUGCGUCGACCUCAACGUCAAGGAAGCGCAAGAAGGACAGUGUUCCACCAGAAAUCCUGCCUCCGGAGGAGAUCCCUGAGAGUGACGUCGUUGAAGAUGAAUCAUCAUCAGUGCAGUCGGAAGGGGAAGAAGAAGAGCCUCACAUGCCGAUUGAGACGUCUCCGCAACCGCAGCCACGAGUACAUCCCACGUCGGGGCGGAUCAUCAAAAUUUCCAGCACGCCGAAGCUACCCAAAACACCGAGGGCCCCCAAAACGCCUGGCCAAGGUUCCAAUAUUCGCAGCGCGGUUGCAGGAAUCUCCACCAGCAACGCUCUCGCGAAGCUUACUCCGCCACCGCCGGAAGCCCAACCAGGAAGUAAGUGGCUCCCGUGGCAUAAACUCACAGAGUUCGAGAUGGCGAAGUUGAGGAAGCAGAUGAAGAAGAACGCAAUCUGGACACCGAGUGAGACUAUGAUUCGACGCGAGCUGGACAAGUACGGUCGCGGUUGGGAGAAUUAUGUGAAGGCUAAAGCUCAUGCAGAGGCGACGGGUGAGCCAUUCUUGGACGAGGAUCCAGUAGACCCCAACAAACCAAUCCUGGCACCCGGCGAAGUCACGUUCAAAGCGAUGGGCGACGACGAGUUGAAAUUCGUCAACCGAGGCAUGAAGCUCAACGAUGCGAAGAAGCGUAAGAAGGAGCUGCUGGCUCGCGAAGCGCACAAUUCCCAGGAUCAAGUGGAGAUGGAGGAAGCCAGCCGCAAGAUGCUGCAAGCGGGUAAUCUAAUCAAGAAC